Messenger RNA from Onychostruthus taczanowskii (white-rumped snowfinch), 3858 nucleotides. RefSeq names its product glutamate ionotropic receptor NMDA type subunit 2A (gene GRIN2A). Gene Ontology annotation, molecular function: transmitter-gated monoatomic ion channel activity involved in regulation of postsynaptic membrane potential; NMDA glutamate receptor activity. Gene Ontology annotation, cellular component: postsynaptic membrane; postsynaptic density membrane; plasma membrane. The transcript has 13 exons. The record is from RefSeq and is a predicted model, not a curated record. Lineage: Eukaryota; Metazoa; Chordata; Aves; Passeriformes; Passeridae. Gene Ontology annotation, biological process: monoatomic ion transport; synaptic transmission, glutamatergic; excitatory postsynaptic potential. The coding region runs from base 1 to 3858 and encodes 1285 amino acids.
AUGUCAGGCACCAAGAUCCAUGGAGUGGUUUUUGGAGAUGACACAGAUCAGGAGGCAGUAGCUCAGAUUUUGGAUUUUAUUUCAUCUCAGACUUCCAUUCCAAUUCUUGGAAUUCAUGGCGGGGCCUCCAUGAUAAUGGCAGAUAAGGAUGUCAUGUCCACGUUCUUCCAGUUUGGGGCUUCCAUCCAGCAAGAAGCCAUUAUCAUGCUGAAGAUCAUGCAGGAUUAUGACUGGCAUGUGUUCUCUCUGGUGACCACCACUUUCCCUGGAUAUCGGGAUUUCAUCAACGUCAUUAAGACCACUGUAGAAAACAGUUUUGUGGGCUGGGACAUGCAGAACAUCAUCAUACUCGAUACUGCCUUUGGAGAUGCCAAAACCCAAAUCCAGCUGAAGAAAAUCCAUUCGUCUGUCAUCCUGCUGUACUGCUCCAAGGAUGAAGCUGUCUACAUCCUGGAUGAGGCUCGGUCCCUGGGCCUUACUGGCUAUGAUUUCUUUUGGAUAGUUCCCAGCCUGGUCAGUGGUAACACAGAAAUCACUCCCAAGGAGUUUCCUUCAGGACUCAUUUCAGCAGCUUAUGAUGAGUGGGACUACAGUUUAGAAGCUCGGGUACGGGAUGGCCUUGGGGUCAUUGCCACUGCUGCAUCAGCCAUGCUGGAAAAGUACUCCUUCAUUCCUGAAGCAAGAACGAGCUGCUAUGGACAACUGGAGAAAAACGACCGGCCCUCGCAAACCUUGCACAAGUUUAUGAUGAAUGUGACGUGGGAAGGCAGAGAUUUGUCCUUCACAGCAGAUGGCUACCAGGCCCACCCCAGGCUGGUGGUGAUCGUGCUGAACAACGAGCGGGAGUGGGAGAAGGUGGGGAAGUGGGAGAACAACUCCCUGAGCCUCAAGUACUCGGUGUGGCCGAGGUACAGCUCCUUCGCAGACAGCGACCCCGACGACAACCACCUGAGCAUUGUCACCCUGGAGGAGGCUCCCUUUGUCAUCGUGGAGGAUGUGGAUCCUCUCAUGGAAAGCUGCCAAAAAAACACGGUGCCAUGCCGGAAAUUUGUCAAACUUAACAACAAAACUAACGAGGGAACUAACGUAAAGAAGUGCUGCAAAGGAUUCUGCAUCGAUAUCUUAAAGAAGUUGUCUAAAACUGUCAAGUUCACAUAUGACCUGUACUUGGUGACGAAUGGGAAGCACGGCAAAAAAGUCAAUAAUGUGUGGAAUGGAAUGAUUGGUGAAGUGGUGUACCACAGGGCAGUAAUGGCUGUGGGCUCUCUCACCAUCAACGAGGAGCGCUCGGAGGUCGUUGACUUUUCGGUGCCGUUCGUGGAGACUGGGAUCAGUGUCAUGGUGUCACGGAGCAACGGCACGGUUUCACCAUCUGCUUUCCUAGAGCCUUUUAGUGCUUCUGUCUGGGUGAUGAUGUUUGUGAUGCUUCUCAUCGUGUCUGCCAUGGCUGUCUUUAUAUUUGAGUACUUUAGUCCUGUAGGAUACAACAGAAACUUAGCACAAGGGAGAGAUCCCCAUGGACCAUCCUUCACCAUUGGAAAGGCAGUGUGGUUGCUGUGGGGCUUGGUCUUCAACAACUCUGUGCCUGUGCAGAACCCCAAGGGGACAACGAGUAAGAUCAUGGUGUCAGUCUGGGCUUUCUUUGCUGUCAUUUUCCUGGCCAGCUACACUGCCAACUUAGCUGCCUUUAUGAUUCAAGAGGAAUUUGUUGACCAAGUGACUGGGCUGAGUGAUAAAAAGUUUCAAAGGCCACAUGAUUAUUCACCUCCUUUUCGGUUUGGAACGGUCCCAAAUGGAAGCACUGAGAGGAAUAUCCGAAACAACUACCCUGAUAUGCACCUCUAUAUGACCAAGUUUAACCAGAAAGGAGUCGAAGACGCCUUGGUCAGCUUGAAAACUGGGAAGUUGGAUGCUUUCAUCUAUGAUGCAGCAGUGCUGAAUUACAAGGCUGGAAGAGAUGAAGGCUGCAAACUUGUCACCAUAGGCAGUGGGUACAUCUUUGCCACUACUGGCUAUGGCAUUGCUCUCCAGAAAGGAUCACCUUGGAAGAGACAAAUUGAUCUCGCCCUCCUUCAGUUUGUGGGAGACGGGGAAAUGGAAGAGUUAGAAACCCUGUGGCUGACUGGUAUUUGUCACAACGAGAAGAACGAAGUCAUGAGCAGCCAGCUGGACAUCGACAACAUGGCAGGAGUGUUUUAUAUGCUUGCAGCAGCCAUGGCACUCAGCUUAAUAACCUUUGUCUGGGAGCACUUAUUUUACUGGAAACUUAGAUUCUGCUUCACUGGAGUCUGCUCGGAUAGGCCGGGAUUGCUGUUCUCAAUCAGCAGGGGUAUUUACAGUUGCAUUCAUGGAGUACACAUUGAAGAGAAGAAGAAGUCUCCUGACUUUUCUUUGACCAAUUCACAAACCAACAUGUUAAAACUGCUGCGAACAGCGAAAAACAUGACCAAUAUCAAUCCUUCAAGAAUUGACUCCCCCAAAAGAACAGCUGAUUUUAUUCAGAGGGGUUCUUUGAUUAUGGACAUGGUCAUGGAUAAGGGAAACUUGAUCUUUUCUGAUAACAGAUCCUUUCAGACAAAGGAUAACUUUUUUGGUGACAACAUAAGUGAACUGCAGACACUUCCUGGCAAUCGACACAAGGACAAUCUGAACAACUAUGUUUUCCAAGGGCAGCAUCCUCUCACACUGAAUGAAUCCAAUCCAAAUACAGUAGAGGUUGCAGUAACAACAGAAGCAAAAGUGAACUCCAGACCCAGGCAGCUUUGGAAGAAAUCUGUUGAAUCUUUACGGCAAGAUUCUGGCUCUCCACGGGAUAAAAUCUACACGAUUGAUGCUGACAAGGAGCCAGGAUUCCGCUUGGACACACCUCAGUACAUUGAAAACAUUGUCCUUCCAGAACCUGUAGAGCUUCCUGAUGUUUACCAAGACCACAAUGACAACUACAGGAAAGCCGAACACGCUAACAGGACUCCAUCACAUAAUGAAGACAGUCUUCCAAAUAAUGACCAGUUUAAACUUUAUGGAAAGCACUACACUCUCAAAGAAAAAAAUACUUCCCUAGGUGACAUGAACGAUAGGUACAGGCAGAAUUCCACGCACUGCAGGAGCUGUCUCUCCAACAUGCCCACCUACGCGGGGCACUACUCGACCAGAUCUCCCUAUAAAUGCGAUGCAUGCUUGCGGAUGGGGAACCUCUAUGAUAUUGAGGAAGAUCAGAUGCUGCAGGAUACAACGAACUUAUCACUUCCUGAAGAAAUAUAUGAGCGUACUUGGUCGCAAAGUAGUGCUCUGCAAUAUCAUAAAAAGAAUAAACUGAGGAUUAGCAGGCAACACUCUUUUGAUAAUAUUGCUGAUAAGUCCAGGGAAAUUGAUAUUGGAAGACCUUCUCGUAGUAUAAGCUUGAAAGAAAGAGAGAAAUUUCUUCAAAGUAGUCCGUAUGCAAGCAUGUUUAGUGUUCCCUCAAGCAAACUGUUGAGCAACAAGGCCUCACUUUUAACUCAUGCUCUGGAGGACAGUAAGCGGAGCAAGUCCCUGUACGCUUUUCACUCGGAUGAUAACCCCUUCCUGCACUCCUAUCGUGAUGACCAGCAUUUGUCUCUUAGGCGAAGUCCAGCUGAUCUUUAUAAACACUCAUUGCCAACAAGAGGAAGAAAUGAUAAUUAUUUAAGGUCAUCCAUACAGUCCACAGCAUCAUACUCUUCCAGGGAUGGUCGGAUCCAUAAUGACAUGUACAUUUCAGAGCAUGUUUUGCCUUACGUUGCAAAUAGGAAUAGCUUGUACUCAACUCCAAGGGUUUUAAAUUCCUGUAGCAAUACACGUGUGUAUAAGAAAAGGCCUAGCAUUGAAUCAGAUGUUUAA